GUAAAGACGACAGCCAUAGCACCUGUCACACUGCAGAAGGAAUUGGGAAAGAAGGAAAGUAGUAUCACCAUGGAUAAGGACAACAUGGCCCUACCUGACCAACAAUAUGAAUGUGUAGCUGAGAUUGGCGAAGGAGCCUAUGGAAAGGUGUUCAAGGCGCGGGACUUGAAGAACGGCGGACGCUUCGUAGCCUUGAAGAGGGUGCGGGUGCAGACAAGUGAGGAGGGAAUGCCGCUUUCCACCAUCCGUGAGGUGGCUGUCUUGAGGCAUCUGGAGACAUUUGAGCACCCCAACGUGGUCAGGUUAUUUGAUGUAUGCACAGUGUCCCGAACAGAAAGAGAGACCAAGUUAACAUUGGUGUUUGAACAUGUUGAUCAAGAUUUGACCACUUACUUGAAUAAAGUUCCAGAGCCUGGAGUUCCUAGCGAAACUAUAAAGGACAUGAUGUUUCAGCUGCUGCGAGGGCUUGAUUUUCUGCAUUCACAUAGAGUCGUCCACCGUGAUCUGAAACCACAAAACAUUUUAGUAACCAGCAAUGGACAGAUAAAAUUAGCUGACUUUGGCCUUGCACGGAUCUACAGUUUUCAAAUGGCUCUUACCUCAGUGGUUGUCACGCUGUGGUACAGAGCUCCAGAGGUUUUGCUUCAAUCCAGUUAUGCCACACCAGUAGACCUUUGGAGUGUUGGCUGUAUUUUUGCAGAGAUGUUCCGUCGAAAAUUUCACUACACUGAAUGAAGAUGUUUUGAAGCUAAUGCUCUUAAUUUUUUUCUGCACAUAUGUUUAGGAAGACUCAGUAAGGCACAACAGCUGCUCCAAAUUAUACA
Molecule: messenger RNA, 824 nt
Organism: Sceloporus undulatus (fence lizard)
Lineage: Eukaryota; Metazoa; Chordata; Lepidosauria; Squamata; Phrynosomatidae
Gene: CDK6
Product: cyclin dependent kinase 6
Exons: 5
Coding region: 70-735 (221 amino acids)
Biological process (GO): G1/S transition of mitotic cell cycle; regulation of gene expression; protein phosphorylation
Cellular component (GO): cytoplasm; nucleus; cyclin-dependent protein kinase holoenzyme complex
Molecular function (GO): cyclin-dependent protein serine/threonine kinase activity; cyclin binding; ATP binding
Source: RefSeq, a predicted model, not a curated record